CUUCCAACCAGCACAAAGGUGAUGGUAUCCGAUUCGUCUCUGUUACAUUUUGAGCGGCCCAUAUGUCGAGGAUGGUUGAGGCAUCGCUGUUCAGGCAGCUCAACCAAGUUUAAGAUCCCAUGGUGAAGUGAUGAGCUUGAUGCUGGGAGAUCUGUCAUCAGGCGUAUGAGCAUCAGCUCUGCCACAAAUCCACGGAGAAAUACAGCUAGCAGUGCGAUGGAGGCGACGGGGCUGAGCGUGGGCAAGUCCGUGCUGAAUGGAGCGCUUGGCUACGCGACAUCGGCCUUUGCGGAGGAGGUGGCCUUGCAGCUCGGCAUCCAGCGAGAUCAUGCAUUCAUCCGUGAUGAGCUUGAGAUGAUGCAGUCUUUCAUGAUGGCAGCACACGACGAGCGACAUGACAACAGGGUGGUCAAGACCUGGGUGAAACAGGUCCGUGAAGUGGCCUACGACGCUGAGGACUGCCUCCAGGAUCUUGGCGUUCGUCUGAAGAAACCAUCCUGGUGGCUAUUCCCUCGCACGCUGCUUGAGCGGCGCCGUGUGGCCAAGCAAAUGAAGGAGCUCAGGGCCAAAGUUGAGGACGUGAGCCAGAGGAAUGUUCGCUACCGCCUCAUCAAGGGCUCCAGCUCCAAGGCUACCGCCGCCGCCACCGAGCGGUCGGCGAUAUUCGGCGUCGUCGAUGCAAGGCGUGCCGCGAAGCAGGACAGCCAAAGAGUGGAUCUCGUCCAACUGAUCAACAACGAGGACGAGGAUCUUAAAGUGAUCGCUGUGUGGGGAACAAAUGAUGAUAUGGGCCAAACGUCCAUCAUCAGGGCGGCUUACGAGAAUCUAGAUGUCCAAAGCAAAUUUCCAGUCCGAGCAUGGAUGAGGGUGAUGCAUCCUUUCAAUCCAAAAGGCUUCGUCCAGAGCUUAGUGAAUCAGUUUCAUGCAGCAGAAGGGGUUGAGGAUCUGUUGGAGACAGAGAAGACAGAUAACCAAGUUUUAGCUCAGGAAUUCAAUGGAUAUGUGAACAAGAAGAGGUAUCUAAUUGUGCUUAAUGAUCUAUCAACCAUUGAAGAGUGGGACCAGAUUAAAAAAUGGUUCCGAAACAACAAGAAAGGAAGCCGAAUUGUAGUGUCAACACUGCAAAUUGAAGUUGCGAGCUUAUGUGUAGGGCAAGAAAGCCAAGCAUCAGAGCUAAAGCAAUUGUCUGCUGGUCAGACCCUUUAUGCAUUCUACGACAAGGGUUAUCAAAAUGGAAAUAAUUCAAUGAAGCCAAUGUCGAGCUCAGAUGUGGCCACCACAAGUACAAACGAGCAUACAAUGGCCCCUGAUGAGAUAAUAGAGGAUCAAUCUAAGGAUGCUGAUCAAAAGAAGGGUUCUCAAAAUGGAAAUAAUUCAGUGAAGCUAGUUCCUAGCUCAAAUGCGAACACUAUGAGUACAAAUGAUCGUAUAAUGGCCCUUGGUGAGAUUGCAGUGGAUCAAUCUAAGGAUGUUGAUGAAAAUAAGGGCUCUCAAAAUGGAAAGGAUUUGGUGAAACUAGUAUCUAGCUUAGAUGCGGCCACUACGAGUACAAAUGACCAUACAAUGGCCCCUGGUGGGAUGACAGAGGAUCAAUCUAAGGAUGCUGAUGAAAAUAAGGGUUCUCAAAAUGAAAAGGAUUCGGUGAAGAUAAUAUCUAGCUCAGAUACGGCCACUACGAGUACAAAUGAUCGUACAGUGGCCCCUGUUGAUAUAACAGAGGUUCAAUCUAAGGAUGAUGAUGAAAAAAAUGCGGUAAAAAAGAGUCUCACUCGCAUCAGGACGGGUGUCGGUGCUUUGGAAGAAUCUCAACUUAUUGGGCGAGAGAAAGAAAUAUUCAAUAUUAUAGCAUUAAUUUUAAACAAGGAUAACCAACAAGGCCAGGUGAUCUCUGUGUGGGGAAUGGGUGGUCUUGGAAAAACCACUCUAGCAAACGGUGUUUAUCAAAGUCCAAUGUUGAAGGACAAGUUUGAGAAGUUUGCUUUUGUCACAAUCUUGCGUCCUUUUGAUCCUGCGGAACUCUUUAGGAGCCUUGUUGUGCGACUAAAUGAAGAAUCUUCUAAGAAGGUGCAAAUGUUGGACUAUAGAGGCAGCAAGAAGGAAACAUUAGCAAAGAUGAGAGUUGAUGAGUUGACUGAUGAGUUGAAAAGGAUUUUAGAAAAGAAGAGUUGCUUGAUUGUCUUGGAUGAUUUGUCCUCUACUACAGAAUGGGAUCUGAUAAGACCAACAUUCUCUUCAAUGAAAGAGACAAGCCAAAUCCUUGUUACUACAAGGGAAGAGAAUAUUGCAAAGCAUUGCUCAGGGAAACACGGAUAUGUACACAACCUUAAAGUUUUGGAACCUGGAUACGCACUUAACCUCUUCAACCAAAAGGUAUUUGGGGCGGCUACACAUUUGGUUGAGCAAAAUCCUGAGUUGGCUGAAGAAGCAAUACACAUCCUAAAGAAGUGCGGUGGACUUCCCCUUGCAAUAGUCGUCAUAGGUGGUUUUUUGGCAAAUCGACCAAAGACUACAGCAGAGUGGAGAAAAUUGAACGAGAAUAUCAGUGCUGAAUUGGAGAUGAAUCCAGAGCUUGGGAUGAUAAGAACCGUCCUUGAAAAAAGUUAUGAUGGUUUGCCUUAUCAUCUCAAGUCUUGUUUUUUAUAUCUAUCCAUUUUUCCUGAAGACCACAUCAUUUGUCGGAGGCGUUUGGUGCGUCGGUGGACAGCAGAGGGUUACUCAAGCGAGACCCGUGGGAAAUCUGCCAAUGAAAUAGCUGACGACUACUUCACAGAUCUCAAAAACAGGAGCAUGAUUUUACCCUCUCAGCAAUCAGUUCACAGUAGAAGAUCAAUUGACUCUUGCAAAGUCCAUGAUCUCAUCCGUGAAAUCGCCAUCUCAAAGUCAAUAGAGGAAAACCUUGUUUUUCGACUGGAGGAAGGCUGUGGCUUGAAUACCCAUGGUGCAAUUCGUCAUCUUGCUAUAAGCAGCGACUGGAAAGGAGAUCAAAGUGAGUUCGAGAGCAUAGUGGACCUGUCACGAAUACGAUCGCUAUCAGUGUUUGGGAAGUGGAGGUCAUUUUUUCUUUCUGACAAGAUGAGGUUUCUACGAGUGCUUGACUUGGAAGGCACAGAAGGUCUAGUUGAUCAUCACCUUCAGCAUAUUGGGAAGCUUCUUCACCUGAGAUACCUUUCUCUACGAGGAUGUGAUGGUAUUUUUCAACUGCCAGAUUCGUUGGGUAACCUGAGGCAACUCCAGACGCUAGACCUCAGAGAUACAAGCAUAUGGGCUCUGCCAAAAACCAUCAUCAAGCUUCGGAAGCUACGGUAUAUUCAUGCUGGUCGCAAAUCAGAAUAUGUAGCAGAAGAUACAAGUUCAACGACGAGGUGUCGAGAGCUUUUGAAGGUGGGGCCGCAGCUAUGUGCAUCAUGUUGCGUACCGAUUCUUAGGAUCUCAGAUGACCAUAACUGCCGUGAUGCAUGCACUUUGGCUUGCUGCGUAUUCCCUGCUGUUGUCAUGAUGGGCCUGCUAGAUGGUGCUGCGCUUUCAAGAGGUACCAGGAAACUGAAAGAAUUGCACACCCUGAGUGUUGUGAAUGUCGGAAGGGGAAAUAGCGUUCUACAGGAUAUGGAAAGGCUCACAGGAUUGCGCAAGUUAGGAGUGAGCGGCAUCAAGAAGAAAAAUGCCCCGGCGUUUCGCUCAGCCAUUUCCAAUCUCAGCAGACUGGAAUCGCUGUCGAUCGGGUCAGCAAGGAAGCCAGGUUUGUGUGGUUGCUUGGAUGGAAUAUCCUCGCCUCCAGAAAACCUGCAGAGCCUCAAGCUGUACGGCAAUCUGGAAACAUUGCCGGAAUGGAUCGGGAAGCUCCAGCAUCUCGUGAAGUUGAAACUAGUGGGCACUAGGUUAUCGGAGCACGAUGCUGCUAUGGAAUUCCUUGGGAAUCUACCGAAGCUGGCUAUUCUAGGCCUGUUUGAGCCAUCGUUUCAGGGUGAAAAGCUUCAUUUCCAAUCUCAGCAGACUGAAAUUGCUUUCGGAAGCCUCAGGGUGCUCAAGCUUGGAAGACUAAGAAACAUCAAAUCAGUAAAGUUUGAAAAAGGAGCAAUGCCCAAACUUGAGCUGCUACAGCUCACGAGGGUAAGAAAUGAAAUUGGCUUUUCUGGGCUUGAAUUUCUACCAAGCAUCAAUGAAGUCCAGCUCAAUGUUUACUUUGAAAUAGAUUACCAAAGGAUACACAAAGCUCAUGAUUCUGAGACUAGGGGCAAAAUAUACGAGGAAGAAAGACAGGAAGCAAGGCGCAAGGGAGGUGAAUUCAGUAAGAAAGUCCGGGACCAACUCGCUGGGAAUCCAAAAAAACCCAACUUGACGGUGGACGUUUGGUGAGAGCAGGGACUGUUGCUGCAUCGUUUGGUAGCGUUGAAGCAGUUACACCGAACUGGAAGAACAUUUUCUAAGGCAAAUUGGAACAACAUUUUUGGCUCCUUUGUUCUUUUCUGAAAGAAUGCUCUCACUCUGUUUUUUUCUCUCUCCUUUUCCUUCCAUGUCUAGCUGUCAGUGCAAUAACAGCGCUGAUGAAUUUCAUGAUAUACACGUUUAUAUGUGUUGCAAAUCAAUGGCCAUCGACUCCAGGGGCGUGCAAGGUGUUAAACAGGAGCUUCGGGUGAACAUAGAUAUUGGAGAGUGUUAAACAGAGUUGGUUUUGAUGGAUCUCUAACUUAACGCAUACGUUGUAUGGUUAGGUUAGGUUCAGAUCAGAUCUUUCAGUUCUGUUUUUGCUGAGUACUGUAGCACAUCAGGCACGAGAAUUACUCUGUUGCCGUUUGCACAACUCUUAUCUGUAAGCUCUAUCUAUACAAUAAACAGAGACACAUUGAAGUCC
Molecule: messenger RNA, 4849 nt
Organism: Phragmites australis (common reed)
Lineage: Eukaryota; Viridiplantae; Streptophyta; Magnoliopsida; Poales; Poaceae
Product: disease resistance protein PIK6-NP-like
Exons: 7
Coding region: 166-4353 (1395 amino acids)
Biological process (GO): defense response to other organism
Molecular function (GO): ADP binding
Source: RefSeq, a predicted model, not a curated record